UCCCAUUGAAAGUGGAAGACAGUACUGAGGCAUGCCAGGGGACAGCGGCGUCAACGUUGAGGGCUCUUGUGAGGCCCUGUGUCGGACCCUGGUUUCACAGAACGGCCUGCAGAGAGAGACGGCCGACAUCUCCCAGUCCGUCCUCUACACCUCGCUGAUGGGCUUGCUUCUGGUCGCCGACAACGAGAAAGAGCAUCUCUCCCUAGGAAGUGGGAGGGUUGGCCUUAGAAACAUUGGAAACACAUGUUUCCUGAAUGCAGUAGUCCAAUGUUUGUCUCACACGCGCAGCCUGCGGGACUACUGCCUUCUCACGUCCUACAGGGAUGAGAAGUUCUCCAAAGAGGAGGCCAAGCUCAUGGCAGCUUUCUCCCAGGUGCUGUCAGGCCUUUGGGACGUAAACAACGGGGGCACAGUCGUAAACCCGCAGCGGUUUUACAGUGUUUUCAAAGAAGUGGUACCUUACUUCAGUGGAUACAGUCAGCAGGACGCGCAGGAGUUCCUCAGGUUCCUAUUGGACAAGCUGCACACGGAAAUCAACCGCAGGCCCUGUGUUAGACGGACGGGGAAGGAGCCACAACCGAAAUUUGCCAGGUUCAGGAUUUCAGAAGAGGCGGCUGCCAUGUGGAAGAAGCACCUGGAGAGAGAUGACAGCGGGAUCGUCGACCUGUUCUUGGGCCAGCUGAGGAGCUCGCUGCAUUGCUCAGUGUGCUCUCACUACUCCAACACAUUCGAUGUGUUCUGUGACCUAUCGCUGCCCAUCCCCAAGAGGAGCUCUGCUGGGGGGGUCACGCUGAGGGAGUGCCUGGAGCUCUUCUCUCAGGAGGAGAAACUGGACAAGGAAAACUCACCUAUGUGCGAGAGGUGUAACAGACAUACCGAGUGCACCAAGCGGCUUUCCAUCCAGAGGUUCCCCCAGGUUAUUGUGAUUCAUCUGAACCGCUUCACAACGUCGCGGUGGUCUAUCAGUAAAAGCACCGUGUACGUGUCCUUCCCACUUACUGACCUGGACCUCGGACGCUAUGGGCCUGCUGACUGUGGCCCAGUUCUGUACGAUUUAUAUGCAAUAUGUAACCAUGCUGGGACGGUGAACAUGGGCCACUACACAGCCUGCUGUUCAGACCAAAAUGGUUGGUGCUUCUACAAUGACUCAAGUGUGUCUCCAGUCUCUGAGCACCAGCUUCAGACCAAUCAAGCAUAUGUGCUGUUCUACCAGCGCAGCAACACCACCACCGCAGUCAGGAAAUAGACUUGAGACUGGCUGAGCCAAGCAGCCAAUCAGAGGAUCGUUAUAGCCAGUGACUAUAGAAACACGUAGAAGCAGCAGUGCUGGAACUCCUGCAUUUAUGCACGGCUCAAUCUCAGUGAGCAUGCCUUCGAAUAAUCUCUGAAGACAAGAGCAAAGCCAUGCUCUCUUUGAAAGGGGCCCUCUGGAAUCGUGUAGAUGCUUUCGGAGAGUCUCAGUGACAGAGCCGAGACAGCUGGGACAGACAGCACACAGCCUUAAGGGUACCAUACGGUGUACUUGCACAUGAGGCUGAGCUCUUUGUGUAAGAUGAUUGGGAUUUGUACUUGCGAGUACCUGAGUAUAAAAAGAAAAAUAUUGUAUGGAAUAGAUAUUAGGCAGCAUAUGAUAACUCAAAUGUGACAUAUAGUAUUUCAUUUUAAGCUACAAUUUUGUGAAAUUGUACAGUACUUUCACUCAAUAUGCAAACAUCUGUCACCAAUUCUAUAAGCAUGCUUUCAUUUUGUUUUAUUGUUAAUCUCCGUUCAUAUGGAGUGAAACGGAAAUGGGCUAUAUUUUUCCUCUUUUCUGAAUUUAAAUAUAUUUGUAUUUAAAUAUAUUUGUAUAUAUGUAUAUUCAUAUGUAUUUGUAGAUAUAUAAAGUUUUUUUUUUACAUCUGUCAAUUGAA
Pungitius pungitius (ninespine stickleback) is the source of this 1910-nucleotide messenger RNA. It is a transcript of the gene usp21, whose product is annotated as ubiquitin specific peptidase 21. Gene Ontology annotation, molecular function: cysteine-type deubiquitinase activity. The record is from RefSeq and is a predicted model, not a curated record. Gene Ontology annotation, biological process: protein deubiquitination. NCBI's taxonomy places the organism in Eukaryota, Metazoa, Chordata, Actinopteri, Perciformes, Gasterosteidae. Gene Ontology annotation, cellular component: cytoplasm. The transcript is spliced from 11 exons. The coding region runs from base 32 to 1246 and encodes 404 amino acids.